AUGUUACUUAUUAAGUUGAAGUGUCUACAUGGAGAUGAUGGAGGAAAGAAAUCUCAAGUUAUUACUAUCCUAACAGCCACAGUCGCAUUUUUCAUAUGCGGCCUCUACAUAGGAUGGUCAGGACCCACAUUAAGGAAAAUUUUAUCCGACGAAUACCCUUUCGAUGUCUCAGAAGAUGAGGUUUCUUAUAUCGUUAUCAUUGGACCCAUCGGCGACAUAGUUGGAGGAAUCCUCAGCACUUCUAUAGUCGACAUUAUUGGAAGAAAAUGGACAAUACUCUGUCUGGCAAUUCCACAGUUCCUAAAUUUUGUUACAAUAUACUUUUCUUAUUAUUCAGUUUCCCUUUUAUACGUGGGCAGAUUUGUUGGUGGUAUAGCUGAAGGAGCCGUAAUAGCCAUUGUACCUGUGUACAUUGCUGAAGUGUCGGAGCCGGAAGUGAGAGGACUUUUUGGAUCAUUCAUAUCAACGACCUUCAUAUUGGGAAAAUUAGUGAUGAAUCUACUGGGAUCAUAUAUAGACAUUUACAACACUGCAUUAAUUUGUAUGAUCUUCUCGUUGCUUUUUGUUUGUUCUUUCAUACACAUGCCGGAAUCCCCAUAUUAUCUUCUUAUGAAACAAAAAGAAUCGGAGGCUGAAGCGUCCUUGAAAAUACUUAGAAGAAAAUAUGAUGUUAAAAAGGAAUUAGGAAUGCUUUCUACUGAUGUCCAAAGACAAAUGAGUGAAUCGGGGACGUUUAUGGACCUAUUCAAAAUAAAAUCGAAUAGGAAAGCAUUAUUGUUGGUACACGGAAUAUAUUUUUUUAUGCAGUUCACUGGAAUAACAGCAUAUAGUAUGUAUCUACAAAUUCUUUUGGAACAAGGAACGAAUUUAUCACCAAUACUUGGGUCAUCAUUAGUCAUUAUAGGCCAACUAGUUUCAAAUACGAUAGCCUCUUUAUUCGUGGACAAAUUGGGACGCAAACCAUUAUUAAUAUUUUCUAUUACCACCUGCUGUGCAAUUUUAUUCAGCCUUGCAACAUUUUAUACAUUAAAAGACUUAAACUUUGAUCUUAGUGAAGUACUUUGGAUACCAUUACUAUUAAUCGUAUUAUUUAUUUUAUGCUUUCAAUCAGGUCUGGGGAUUUUAUACAACGUUUUUGUGGGAGAAAUUUACUCCACUAGCAUCAAAACGAAGGCUUUAUUUGUAGGAAGUAUAAGUCAUUCAAUAUUUAUGAUUACAAGUACAAAAUUCUACCAAUUGACAGCAGAUAGACUAGGAUCAGCCGUACCGUUUUAUUGUUUUGGUUGUAUUAGUUUACUUGGGGUGUUUUUUAUUAUAUUUAAAAUACCUGAAACCAAAGGCAAAACUUUGGAGCAAAUUCAACAAGAACUCAAGGGUCAUAAAGUCACAUCAAGCGAAAAAAGUUAAGAAAGGUGUACAUGUAUUUUAUUAAAAUUCUAGUCAGUACACUGUAACCAAAAAUUAAAUGAGAUAGUUGUUGUUGACAAUAUCUCCUUUAAUUUUUUCAACAUUAUAAUUUAAUCAUCAUAAAAUGCUCUCUGUAAAAUUAAAUAAAAUAAAACGAUGGGAAUUAUUUAAAUUAUUUUUUUUAUCAGUCCCAGCCAAAAAUUAGAUGAAAAUUAUAAUUUUACUUAUAAUUAAUAUAAUAAUUACUAUUUUAGUUUAAAGCAUUCUUUGAAUAUUCGAUCACAAUGAAAAUUCAUCCUUUUACAAAGUUGCUUAAUAAUAUAAUCAAUUUUAUAGCGGUUGAGAAUAUGGAUCCACUAUCCUUUUACGACUUCGUUGAGGUUUUAUCGUUUACAUACCAAUUUAACUUGUCAAUAUGUAUUACAUAUGUAUUUAAAUUCUUCCACGAUGUAACAUAAAAAUUUAUAUAUGCAGAAUCGUUAAUCUCUAUUGGAUAUUUUUUUCAGAAACUGAAACAUAAACAUAAACUUAUGACAAGUGAUUAUUUCCGUUGGAGCAAAAUUGCACCCUAAAAUAACUAUAAAUUUCAACGGCAACUUCAAAAUAGAAAAUAUUACUUGGCAUAACGUUCUUUUAAUGCGCGUUUUAAAGUUUAUUGCGCAAAGUUUAUGUAUUACGAAUUCUAUAGAAAGUUUAUUAAAAGCAAGCUGUAAACUUAAACAUCGUUAAUAAACAAAAGUAACUGCUGUGACACUAUUUACAUGUAUUCAAUUUAAUUUCUAGCGGAAAUAACAAAAUAAUUGUUAAUAAAUAUUAAUCAACAAUUUUUAUCAACUUUCAGUUGUAUUGUCAGAGUUUUUUCGUAGAUAAACACGACGAAGGGAUGGACUUUAUCAGGAAUGAUUAGCUCCAGGAGGGAUCUUUAUCGGUUGCAGUCUUGAAUCGUUUGAGAAGGCCAUGAUUGAUGACGUCGCAAAGUUUUACCGAGU
This is a messenger RNA of Aethina tumida (small hive beetle), 2396 nucleotides long. RefSeq names its product facilitated trehalose transporter Tret1-like. The record is from RefSeq and is a predicted model, not a curated record. NCBI's taxonomy places the organism in Eukaryota, Metazoa, Arthropoda, Insecta, Coleoptera, Nitidulidae. The transcript is spliced from 2 exons. Gene Ontology annotation, molecular function: transmembrane transporter activity. Gene Ontology annotation, cellular component: membrane. The coding region runs from base 1 to 1407 and encodes 468 amino acids. Gene Ontology annotation, biological process: transmembrane transport.